CGUAUCAAUACCAGCAUCGGAACGUCCGCUUGAUUCGAAUGAUGGUGAAAGCGAAAUCAAGUCUGAGUCAGAAUCGAUGAUUCCGCAAGUGGAAUCAGGUAGUAGUUGUGAUAAAUACUCCAGUAGAGAAGAGGGGGAUGAAUUAUCCACAGAAGAUACACAAUCCACGAAGUUUGCUCCACCCACGUGUCAUUUAUGUAGCCAACUAUUCACUUCACGACAGACAUUAUACGUUCAUGUCAGAGAGCAGCAUUCCGGCGAUCGUCGACUACAUAAGUGCGGAGUAUGUCAGGCAACAUUCAAGCGGAAGGGUCAUUUGGAGGAUCAUAUGUCUUCCCAUACUGGGGAGUGUAGAUAUUCUUGUAAGCACUGCGAAGCAAAAUUUACUAGACCAAAAACACUCAUGCGUCAUCGCAAAUCCUGCAGCAAGGAACAUCCUCUGAAUACGCAACCAUUGAAACGCCAAUCACCGCUUACGGAGGGUCAGUUCCAGUGCGAAUUUUGCCCAAAAUCCUUCAAACACAGACCGUCGUUGAACUUCCACAUCAAGAGCCACUACGAAUUGUUGCCGUACGGGUGUGAAUUGUGUGAUGCGCGGUUUGUCAAUGACAAGGGGCUGCUUAUACACAGGGGAAAGUACCAUGCGAAUGUGCCAAAUGAAGGAACACCCGCCAGAAAAACGUCACCUGCUCCAAUGCAGCCAAAAACAGGUGUUCAAUGCGCAUAUUGCCCUCGGCGCUUCAAGGAACAACGUUAUUUAACACAGCAUAUUAAAUUCAUACACACCGCGAAAAGCGAUGAUGUAGAUGAUCAGGAAAAAGGCGAUUCUUCAAUGGCAGAGGGGUGUGCUUCGGAGCAAGACCAAGAUGAUGACAAUAUGGAAGCUGUAACGAUUAAGUUUGAAGUUGAGGAAAAUGAUUCGAAUUUUGAAGAAAUCAUGUAUUAAUUUUAUUGUUAUUAUAUGUUGAACUUUUAGCAUGUAAAUUUUUUUUU
This is a messenger RNA of Armigeres subalbatus, 993 nucleotides long. Its product is annotated as oocyte zinc finger protein XlCOF19-like. Gene Ontology annotation, molecular function: chromatin insulator sequence binding. Gene Ontology annotation, biological process: regulation of transcription by RNA polymerase II. The record is from RefSeq and is a predicted model, not a curated record. Gene Ontology annotation, cellular component: chromosome. The transcript has a single exon. Bases 77 to 946 code for a protein of 289 amino acids. Lineage: Eukaryota; Metazoa; Arthropoda; Insecta; Diptera; Culicidae.